Messenger RNA from Leptosia nina, 807 nucleotides. The record is from the annotation of a GenBank genome assembly. Lineage: Eukaryota; Metazoa; Arthropoda; Insecta; Lepidoptera; Pieridae.
AUGGUAUUAAUACCGAACGGAACCUAUCAAGUUGGGACAGAUGAUGUAGCAAUAGAAGCGGAUAAAGAAGGUCCAAAACGGUUAUUAGAGGUCUCAAGUUUCUACUUAGAUAAAUUUCAGGUUUCAAACAGGGAUUUUAAUAAUUUUGUAAGUUCAACUAAGUAUAAGACUGAAGCUGAAACAUUUGGAGACAGUUUUGUUUUUACACUGUUCCUUAAUAACACGUUUAAAGAGCAAUUGAAGGAUUACCGUGUGGCUCAAGCGCCUUGGUGGUAUAAAGUGACAAGUGCAUCUUGGCAACAUCCAUAUGGACCAGAUUCUGAUAUUUUAGAUGUUAUGGAUCAUCCCGUUAUACAUGUGUCAUGGAAUGACGCCAAAGCAUAUUGUGCCUGGAAGGGACUAAGAUUGCCAACUGAGUCUGAGUGGGAGGCGGCAUGCCGAGGAGGGCAUAAAGAUACAAAAUACCCAUGGGGUGAUAAGUUAUUCCCAAAUCGGAAGCAUAUGGCAAAUAUUUGGCAGGGCACAUUCCCACACUAUAAUUCAGCUAAAGAUGGUUUUAUUGGUACAAACCCAGUGGAUAUGUUUAAACAAAACGAUUUUGGCCUUUAUAACAUGGCUGGUAAUGUUUGGGAGUGGACUGAUAGUACUUGGUCAGAAGAUAUGCCACAAGAAAAGGUGAAGAAAGGCGGAUCAUAUCUAUGUCAUCUUUCCUACUGCUACCGAUACAGAUGUUCAGCCCGAUCACAUAACACUGCAGAUAGUUCAGCUGGAAAUCUAGGAUUUAGGUGUGCAAAGACUGCUUCAUAA